GAUUGACCCCCAGGCGUGGCUUCAGAAGCUCCAGAGACUCAGAGGCUGCAGAAGCUGCAGAGGGGCGGGACUGAGACCUGUUGAGCUACUUUAAAGCUCCCUGCUUUGGCCAAGGUGCUGUGCAGAACCCGGAGUUUUCUCUCCCCGCGUGCACAUUGUCAUCCCCCCCAUCCUUCAUCCUCGUGCAGGUCCGUGCAGUUGGCAUGUCAAACUCGGACAGGGUGGUGUUGGUCCUGGGAGGAGCGGGGACGGUGGGCUCUGGGGUCGUCAAAGCGCUGCUGGACAAAGGUUUUAAAGUCGCGGUGAUCUCCAGAGAUGACAGUCGUCUGGAGAGACUUCGAUCGUUUGUCUCUCCAAACACAAAGAGUAGUCUCACCACUGUUGUGGGGAAUGUCGGGUCGGAGGACGGAGCCGAGCAGGUGAAGCAGGCGCUGCUGAAGGAGGUCGGGAAGGUGACCGACAUCGUUUCUUCUCUGGGCUUCAGCUGGUGGCAGGGGGGGCCCCCGCACACCCAGUCCCUCAAAGAUCUACACUGGGUAAUGGAGACGUUACUGUACAGCACGUUCGUGUCCUGGAAGGCCUUCUUCCCUCUGGUGAGGGACAGCUCUGACUGUACAUACACCUUCAUCACCGGAGGAGCUGGAGAGAAGCUGCUGAUGCCUGGUACGGGCUUCCUGACAGUGGGAGCUGCCAGCAGUUUGGCUUUCUGCCAGGUGCUGCGAGAGGAAUACCCCGAGCUGCCCUGCAAACUCAACCAGGUGAAGAUCAACGCCGGUGUGGGUACUCCAGAACGCAUGGCGCCAGGCUACCUGAACCACCUGGACCUGGGCGAGGCGGUGGCCGCCCUUGUGGAGAGACGAAAGGCGUCGCACACGGUUUUCACCAUCAACUGCCCCGCAGACCUAAAGACGGCCCUCCUGGAGGGAAGCCUUUGAGCUCACAGCCCCGUCUUUGCUGCUGGGAACGGGCUGCUUCUGCUCCCAAACGCUCCAGAAACACACGCGCCGCUUCUUCAGCUCAUAACUCAAAUCCAAGUACAUGUUAUAUGUUAUCCUGCCUGUUCUCAGAUAGUUAGUGAGCGAUUUAUCUGCAUGUCUUACUGUGUAAUAUGGAAAAAAAAGAAAACAGAAUUGCACACGGUUUGUAUCACUUCCUUUUUGCCUGCCUCUCGCUUAUUAUUACACAGUUUUGUGAUGGUCUGGAAGACAUAAUAACCAUUUUGAUACAACUUCUGUUAGGACAAACGGCUGAAAAAUCAAGAAUUCAUACCAGACAUGUUUCCUCAUUGUGUUGUUUAAUCUGCAGUCUCAAAAAAAUGAGAAAUAUACCCUAAGAAUAUAGGGUAUAUAUGAGUGCAAAAUUGUCAAAAUUGUAUGCAUACUGUCAUCCCAGGAAAGCUUAAAAGUGAUGUGUUGAUACCUGAUCCAAACCUUCUGCACUCAAAAGCGCGCCGAAAACUUCAGCUCCUGCAAGUCUCAACAAAACCUCACUGUUUGAAUUGGAUAGAAUCUGAGUUUUACCUGAAAUUAAACACGCGUAUAUGUGAAGAUUUUUGGAUCCCAAUGUGUAGAAGGGCGAUGUCAUACACUGUUUAUUAGUCUGAAAUAUGCUGUUAGUAUGAGAUGAAUAUUGAGUCCUAACGCGACAGCAUGGCACCAGGGCCUGCUUGGUUUUAGCCUCUUUCUAGCAUUUUUAUCAUGAGUGAUGUAAAGUUUAACAAAACCAUGAAGCUUUUUACAUUCAAACUGAAAUAAAU
Molecule: messenger RNA, 1756 nt
Organism: Menidia menidia (Atlantic silverside)
Lineage: Eukaryota; Metazoa; Chordata; Actinopteri; Atheriniformes; Atherinopsidae
Source: the annotation of a GenBank genome assembly